AACUUCAUCUGUUUACCUUAGAAUUAAUAAGUGAGCACAAAGAAAUCAAUCUGGUUUACACUAACUCCCAAAACCAUUAUUGUAUAUUGGACGCAUACAGGUAUAUUCAGCCGUUGCGCUACCUUUCACGUAUCACCACCUACCAACGAACCAAUGGCCUCCAGUUCAGAGUCAGAAAAUGGCACAAGCCAAGAAGUUGUCCAUAAAGAUGCACCAAAAGUUAGCAGACGGCAAAAGUUUGUUUCUGUAUCAUCAACUACAUGGGGAUUACCAGAACCGGUUCUUCGCGUCGGUAAUCGAACUAUAUUUACACAUGGACGUCCACCAUGGUAUAAUGUUGAAGGACAAACUCAACAACCAUUUGUAAUUGGUAUAUGUGGUGGAAGUGCUAGCGGUAAAACUUCGGUUGCACGUGCAAUCAUUGAAAGUUUGGAUGUACAAUGGGUCAGUUUGUUAAGUAUGGAUUCAUAUUAUAAGGUUCUCAAUGCAGAACAAAAGCUUCAAGCCUCUGCAUGUAAAUACAACUUUGAUCAUCCAAAUGCAUUUGAUUUCGAUCUACUUGAAGCUCAUCUACGGAGAUUAAGAGAAGGCAAAACGAUUGAAGUGCCCGAAUAUGAUUUUAAAACACACUCACGUUCUUCAAAAACGAAUACAGUUUAUGGGGCUAAUAUAAUCAUUAUUGAGGGAAUAUUGGCGUUCUAUUCACAAGGAGUGACUAAGUUGAUGGAUUUGAAGGUGUUUGUUGAUACUGACGCUGAUGAACGCCUAGCUCGUCGUCUUCGUCGUGAUAUCACUGAACGUGGACGGGAGUUGAAUGAUGUCCUUGUACAAUAUUCACGUUUUGUUAAACCAUCUUAUGAACAAUUUAUUGCUCCAAGCAUGGCUCAAGCAGAUAUUAUUAUACCAAGAGGUGGCCAGAAUAUUGUCGCUCUACAACUGAUUGUUCAACACAUCAAUAAACGUUUAAAACAGUGUGGACUAUGCUCUCGACAUGAAUUAGCCAAAUUUCCGCCUGGACAAAUGAAUGGUAUAGUGUCAUCAGCGGAUUCCAAUGGUGGUACACAUUGGGAAGGUCAUUCCAAGGAUACAAAAGAUGGUGAUGUUGAUAAUGAUAAUGGUAUACACGAUUGUCGUCGUCUUCGUAACAGUAGUAGACAAUACCUUAAUAAUAGUAGUCUAUCUGAUAAAAUAUGUCUUCCACCACAAUUACACGUCCUGCCGACUACACCUCAACGACUUGGCUUGCAUACAUUAAUACGUGAUCGAAAUACAGAUCAAGAUGCAUUUGUCUUUUAUUCUGAACGGUUAAUGCGACCUCUAUGUGAAGCUGCAAUGGAUUUACUUCCACAUAUGGAUGUAGAUAUUGAAACUCCUCAGGGUAUUACUUAUCGUGGUCGACAGUUAGCUACAGGUACUCAGGUAUGCGGUGUAUCCAUUCUGAGAGCUGGUGAAGCCCUGGAACCAGCAUUAUGCGCUGUAUAUAAAGAUGUUCGUUUGGGUAAAAUUUUGAUACAAACUAAUCCUGACACCGGUGAACCAGAACUACACUAUAUUCGUCUACCUCGAGAUAUAAAGGACUGUUUUGUUAUCCUGAUGGAUGCUACUGUGGCCACUGGGGCUGCUGCAAUUAUGGCUAUGCGUAUUUUAGUUGAACAUGAUGUCCCAGAAGAUAGAAUCAUUCUUAUUUCAUUGAUAAUGGCUACUCAAGGUGUACAUUCUGUUGCUUAUACAUAUCCAAAGGCGCAUAUUGUUACUACAGCUGUUGAUCCUGGUCUGAAUGAAAGUUAUCAUAUUAUACCGGGUGUUGGAAAUUUCGGUGAUCGAUAUUUUGGUACUACACUGGAUUGUCUCCCAGAAACUAGAUUUUUAUUUGCUUGUCACUCCUCAAACCGACUAAUACUACCUAGUCCUGUAGUGUUUUAA
This is a messenger RNA of Trichobilharzia szidati, 1923 nucleotides long. Lineage: Eukaryota; Metazoa; Platyhelminthes; Trematoda; Strigeidida; Schistosomatidae. The record is from the annotation of a GenBank genome assembly.